Abrus precatorius (Indian licorice) is the source of this 1880-nucleotide messenger RNA. RefSeq names its product NDR1/HIN1-like protein 1. Gene Ontology annotation, biological process: defense response to other organism. The record is from RefSeq and is a predicted model, not a curated record. Lineage: Eukaryota; Viridiplantae; Streptophyta; Magnoliopsida; Fabales; Fabaceae. The coding region runs from base 353 to 982 and encodes 209 amino acids. The transcript has a single exon.
CCAAAAGCCAUUAAAUUUCCACAUAUAUUAAUAUGGAUCUAUGAUUCUAUCUAUCAAUUCAUCAAAGCAGCGUCCACCAUUCAAAUUCACACAACAUCCCAACAAUAUAUACACCAUAACAUAACACGAUCUUAUCAUCAUAUCAUAUCCUCCGAAUACCACAGUUUAACUUACGAAUAAAUUAACACCAAACACACACAUCUCACACAAAGCGUCUCCCACACGAAACCCCCCAUUCUUCUCCCUCAUCGCAACCACCAUCACAUAGCCCCCCCUCUCCAAAUUAUAUUAUUCAAUCUUCACAGAUAGCAAUAUCACAAGCCAUCUAAUCAAAUAAAAAUAAAAACACAAGAUGUCGGUGAAGGAGUGCGACCACCACAAGGGGAAGAGGAGGAGAAUAUUCCUGCGAAUAUUCUGGGGCAUAAUAGUGUUUCUCUUCAUUGUGCUGCUCACAAUCCUUCUAAUUUGGGCAAUUCUAAGACCCUCAAAACCUUCCUUCAUCCUCCAAGACGUCACCGUUUACGCCUUCAACGCCACCGUUCCAAAUUUCUUAACCUCCAAUUUCCAAGUCACACUCGUAUCACGCAACCCCAACGACCGCAUCGGCGUCUAUUACGACCGUCUCGACACCUACAUCAGUUACCGGAGCCAGCAAAUCACUUACCGGACCGCUAUCCCUCCAUCGUAUCAGGGUCACAAAGAAUUAAACGUUUGGUCGCCGUUUGUUUACGGCACAAACGUUCCUGUCGCGCCUUUUAAUUUUGAAGGUCUCCGCCAGGAUCAGAUUAACGGUAACGUCCUCGUUACCGUUAGAAGUGACGGCAGAGUUCGUUGGAAGGUUGGUGCCUUCAUCUCAGGCCGUUACCACCUCUUCGUCCGUUGCCCCGCGUACAUCAGUUUCGGCCCACGGAAUAGCGGAGUUGUCGUUGGCGAAAACGCCGUUAAGUUCCAGCUAGUCCAACCCUGCUCCGUUAGCGUUUAGUGCUACUGCUUCACAUAUAUACUCUCUACUCUUUUCUUUGUAUUUUUAUACGUACGUAUUUUUCCACUGUUUUGUUAAUUGUUAUUGUACGUGUAACUUGUGUAUGGAUUAAUCAUCGGUGUUUGUAUUUUGCAUUUUGCAUUUUGCUAUAGAAAUGUGAAACAGAUUGAAGAGUCGGGGAGGGGAUAUAGCAAAAUUACGAGAUGGAUAACAUGGAAAUGUAAUUGAACUACGGUGGUAAUAAAUUCUCGUUCCAAUUUGGAUUACAAAUGAGUGUGUGAUGAGGCAUACGGUGUCAACAUCUUUCCUUUUCUCAAUAAUAUUAUUGUGAGAUAAGCGUUCUUUUGGCUUUGGACGUUCUUUCACUUACCUUUAGGGCAUCUCUUUAUUCUUUCGUUGCUUAAUUAUUUAAUUGUAUUGGUAUAUAUGUGUGUAUAUUCACUAGUCUAUAUAUUCCGUUUCGCCUGUUUUAUCUGCACGUAUUGGACCACUUUUAUUAUUAUAUAAAUUAUUUUUUUUGGAUAGCGUUUAGAGAUUCAAUGUGUUCAUUUGGCUGGAGAUAUACCUGCACCGUACCCACAGUUUCAGUUUCAGGUUCCACUUGAUGUGUGUGCUAUAUUGGAUAGAAAAAGGUUUUAGUGUGGAAUAUGAUGUUCCGUGUGGAAGCUAGAAAAGUGUAGCCUCUUGAAAAUUAGGGUAAUUCCAUUAUCCCAACUCUAGCAAAUUUAUUUUGUAAUGAGAACGGAUUUAAGGGAAAAGGUGAAUUAUUGAGGGAUUGUGGGUGGCUUUUGGAGGAAUGUGAGUGUAUAUUUGUUUGUCCCGCACGGCAUAGUGGUGGUCCUUUUCAAAUUACCUCACCUACUUUGCCACCUAAUAAUAUCUUCAAAUAAAGGACCUU